This is a messenger RNA of Mesorhabditis spiculigera, 972 nucleotides long. NCBI's taxonomy places the organism in Eukaryota, Metazoa, Nematoda, Chromadorea, Rhabditida, Rhabditidae. The record is from the annotation of a GenBank genome assembly.
AUGAAGUGGGAUCGUCAGGGAGCUGGAAUGCCAGGCCAGUUGAACCAGACGGCGCGUGGUAUUCGCACUUCUAUGGUGGCCCACUCGCGAGUACCGGCUAGCAAUGCUACUGGGUUACGGUAUAUGGCACUCCGGGAUUCAUUUCGCGGUCUUCGCUCAAAGGUCCCAUCGGCUCCUACGCUUUUUGUGAAAAAGAAAAAGAAGAAGACGUUGAAGGACGUAUUGCAUUUGAAACAGAUGAAAACCACGAUCACCGACACGGCCAAGGAGUAUUGGCGCCUCGCGACGGAUUGGCGAUUCUCGGCCUAUCUCUUCUCGAUUUUUCUACUCUACAUGUUCUACGACAUUCCAUACGUCAACUUCCCCGAGUUUGUUGAUGAACAUCUUGGAGUACCAUUGAGCCAGGCUUCAAGUCUCGUUGCCGGUAUCGGAGGGUUCAACCUGAUUUCAAUGUUUUUCUGCGGGUUUUUGAGUGAUCGGGGAUGGAUUAAGGAGCAUCUAUUCCUUGUUUACGGUGUGAUGAUUUCGUUGUGCGGUGUGUGCCUUCUGCUGUCGACGAUCGCUCAGGACUAUCGGUUUAUGCUGGCCAUUUCUUGGCUAUACGGCUUCUUCAUCGCUUCCAACUACGUGCUCGGAUCCGUGUUGCUCUGUGAGCUGAUGUUUGUCUCAGAUUUCCAGAAUGGAUACGGAUUUUUGUCGAUGACCCAGGGUAUCGGGAAUCUCAUUGGACCGGCGUUAGUCGGUUGGGUUCGUGAUGCUACCAACAGCUACCAAGUGAUGUUCAUCGUCGGUGCGGUCGGGAUGAUAAUUUCGGGGAUCAUCUGCAUCGGAAUCCACGUCUCCUGGGAGGAUGAGGAUGAGGAGACGGAAAAUAGUCGCAAGCCCUCGAAGAAACUUUCCAACUCCAAUGUCCACAACGCUGAGGAAGGCAAACUCGACGAAAAACCGAGAAAUGGAAUCCUUUUGAGCCCA